Molecule: messenger RNA, 318 nt
Organism: Suhomyces tanzawaensis NRRL Y-17324
Lineage: Eukaryota; Fungi; Ascomycota; Pichiomycetes; Serinales; Debaryomycetaceae
Exons: 1
Coding region: 114-302 (62 amino acids)
Source: RefSeq, a predicted model, not a curated record
GAAUUAUCCCAUGUCGGUGUACCUUCGUAGGAACACUUUUUGUGGUGUCAAUCUACUUCUCUUACUAGUUUACCUUUUACAUACAUAGUGUGUGCGAUUAGUUCUGAUCCAAUAUGCUUGGGUUUGUCGAUAGCAUUUUUGAAAAUGACCAAUAUGUAAAUAUCAGUCUCAAGCUAUUUUACUUUGGUUUCAAUUGUCAAAGUCUGUGUGAAAUGCAACCAGGAUCAAUAUUUGUACUAAUCACCUUUAGUUUCGUUAAUGGUUGGCCAUAUUUGGAACUGACAAAACAACUCUUUUAUUAAUACAAUAUGGAAAAAG